CCAAAUUCCAAGGCUAUAUGAUACCAAGGAUUAAGGAAGACUCUUACGUGGUUCCCUAGGUUCCUGUCUCGCCUCUCUUGUCAAGUCUUACCUGUCCUUGAUUUAGAUCCAAGUGAAACUCAUAGCCAGUGAAACUUUUGUCUUCGAAGCAUUCGAACUCAAGAACAAAAAAAAAAAAAAAUCCAAAUCUUGCAUAUACAUAACGCAUUUAAUUACUCCAGUCUCCUGAAGGGUAGUUUCAAAAAAGGCCACUACACUUUUUAUCGCCAUUACAGAAUCUAAGGGCCUUGUUUUUGUGGUAGAUUUCAAAAGGAGAAGUAUUUGCUGUGGUUGAGGCAUAUUCAACAUGUCCCGGUUAUCACCUCGUAGGAACCAGAGAUCAAAAGGUUUUAAGGUCAAGCAUGCUCUGCAAAUAUGUCUUCUGAUCGGUGUUUGCGGCUGGCUACUUUACCAAGUGAAGCACUCUCAUGAUAAGAAAGCAGCAUAUGAGAAAAGUGUGAAAACAGAGAAUGAUGUUGUGAAAUUAGGGAGAAAGGACCUCCAGCCUGAAGUCAAAGAAAAUUUCAUUGGAGAUGAGAGGCACAAGGAGGAGGAAGAGGAAGAGAGCAAGAGCGAAGAAGAAAGCAAACCUGAUGAUAACACAGGAACAGAGGGUGGCGAUGAUGAGAUUCAUGAUCAUUUUCAUGAUAAGACUGAGCGUAGAGAAGAUUCUAUAGAUGGGGAGAAGGAAGCAGAGGAUAAGACUGAAGAGGGAGUUGAGCAUAGAGAGGAUUCUGUGGAUGGAGAGAAGGAAAGGGAAGUGAGAAAUGAGAACGUCAGUGAAGGGAUGGAGAGGGAGGGUACAAGGGAUAAUGUUAAUGAUGACAGCGAGAAGGGAGAGGUCAGGGAGAAUGCUAGUGAGGAUAAGGAGACUGAAGAGAGCAAAAGGAGUGAUGGUGAAGAUAAGGAGAAUGUAGAGGGAAAAGAGAUGGAAAUUGAAGAGAGCAAAGAAAGUGAAAGCAUAAACAAAGAGACUGAAGAAAGCAAGGAGAAUGAAGAGAGCAAAGAAAGUGAAAGCGAGCACAGAGAGAAUGAAGAGAGCAAAGAAAGUGAAAGCGAGCAAAGAGAAAGCCAAGAGAGGAAGGAGAAUGAAGAGAGCAGAGAAAGUGAAAGCGAAAACAGAGAGAAUGAAGACAGCAAGGAGAAUGAAGAGAGAAAAGAAAGUGAAAGUGAGCACAGAGAGACUGAAGACAGCAAGGAGCACGAAGAGAGCAAAGAGACUGCAAACGAGAAUAAAGAAAAUGCAAGUGAAGAAAAGGAAAGGGCGGAAGAGAGUCAGCAGAAGGAAAUUAAAGAGGUUGUGGAACAAAGCAAUGAGGAAGAAAAUAAAGAAAAAGAGUUAGAGAGUAAAGUUACAAAAGAGGAUCAAGUUAAUGAUGGAAAUAAUGCACAUAGUGAGGAGGCAAGGGAGGAACAUUACAAGGGGGAUGAUGCAUCCAGUGCAGUAGCCCAUCAAACUCAGAAUGAUACGCCUGAAGAGGAGCAAGGUGAUUUGAAGAAAUCUGGUGAGGGAGAGCCAGUGGAAAACAAAGAGAAGAAUCAAUUAGAGUUUGAAAAUAGAACAAAUAAUACUGACGUGGUUGACUUCAAUCAAAAUGAAGUUCCAAAGGUGAAAGAAUCUGACUCCGGAGAAAAUGAUGAUUCCGCAAAUGCAAAAACAAGUGAAGAGGGUAGUAAUGAAAAUAAUAAGCAAGACUUAGAGGAUGGUUCCCAUGAUACUUCCACGGUAGCAACAGUGAAUGAACAGCAGCAUGAAGAUUCUAACUCCAUUCAAGUUACUGCAGAUAACGUGGCAUCAAAAGAAGAGGAGUCAACCAUGAAUAAUGUUGUGCUAGAGCAAACUGAGAAACCUGAAUCAGUUGCUAGCAACCAGCAAUCAGAUUCAAACUCAACACAUUCCAGUACAACUAAUAAUGGAGAUUCAACAAAUGUAGAAUCAAUGGACUCUAGCAAUUCUGGAUCUGUUGCGUCCAAUGGACAGACCAACUCCAUUACACCCUUGUUGACAAGCCAAAAUGGUGAUGCAGCUCAGAUUGACAAGUCCAACAGUAGUUCUAGUGUUGAAGGGAGUACGGAAAUUGUUCUACCAUUAAACACAAAUGAAAGUGCUGAUGCUGGGCAAACCGGACAUGGUGAUUCUCUGCACUCUGAACAGAAAGACACAUCCUCAAACACAAAUAACGAUGCUAAUACUGGCCAAGAGCAACAAGGUAACAAUUGGAGCUCUCAAGAGAAAGAUAAGUUAUCAAUCAGUAGUAACAAUGAUGGUGCUGACCAGAGUUCUGCUACCAGCAAUGCAAACAACAACGACAAUGAAAAUGUCAACGCUGAUGCAAGCCAAAAAGAACAGGUUGAUCCUAACAAUGGCAAUGCUGGCGAGAACAGCCACUCAAACUACAAUGGCAAUGCAAACGAAAACACAGAUGCAAACCAAAAUGAACAAGUUGAAUCUUCUGAUUCUUCAACGUCUCGAGAAGAAGGAGAUGUAUCCACAAACACUAGUAGCAGCAUCGAUGUGAAGCAGAAUGGUUCUGUUGAUUCUUCCAUUUCUCAAGAAGAAAAGGAGGCUCGAACAGACUUGGGAACUUUGCCUGGUUCUGGAACCAAAGGAGCUAAUGGUGGAGAUGCAGCUACGGAGUGAAGUUUCUAUUAGGUUACAGGGUUUACUUGAACCAUUAUUCUUGUCAUUAAGAUUUUGGAUUUUUUCCCCCUUCUCCCUUGAUGAUCAGGAAAUGUGCAAGGUUGUGCUUUACUGCAAUUAUACUAUCUAAAGAAUAUUUUACGUUGCUUUUCUACGUGAACAAGUAGACAAGAGUAUUGAAGAUUUGUUGUAUCAGAGGCUUCAAUAAGAUUAAAGCAGAAUCCUUGUGUUUGUUG
Molecule: messenger RNA, 2916 nt
Organism: Populus euphratica (Euphrates poplar)
Lineage: Eukaryota; Viridiplantae; Streptophyta; Magnoliopsida; Malpighiales; Salicaceae
Product: myb-like protein X
Exons: 2
Coding region: 347-2680 (777 amino acids)
Source: RefSeq, a predicted model, not a curated record